ACACAACAUUGGUUCUUCUUUCUGGGAGCCACACAUGCUUUAAGUUUAUUUAACAUUUUAUUUUUCUGUAUUCGUCCAAAUAAUAUUUCACGUCUGUUUGAUAUAGAUAACAAACCAGCGUAUCCGGGUGUAUACGAGAUAAGUUGCAUGUUGCGCCCACGACAAAAACAUAAUCUUUAGCAGUCAGAUUCAAGACCCUGAAAGCGUCUGGGGAAGAUAGCUGCUGCUGCCAUGACUACGAACAAUUUAGUUGAGAAGAAACCAUUAAAGCAUUAAAGGUACUUUAAAUUAGUGUUAGACUGGACUGAGAGUCCAGAGAAAGAAAGAGUGCCCAUAGUUAUUUAGUGCUAAGUUCUGCACAGGUUUUAAGAAGAGAAAAAGGAACACAGUUUAAAAUGGGAAACGUAGGUCAAAUCUGGGUUAAAUUAAAAGAUGCCUGGAGUUACAAAACGUAUUUUCCAUCUCCGUAUCUUCUCGCCGAUUUUUCUUACAUUAAUAUUGAUGGAUGAGUCUUAGUUUUAUAAAGGCCACAUUUUUUCUUGUCUAAAAUCAGUAUUCAAGUAGACCAUUGAAACAUUUGGAUCAAUUGGUAUGUCGUUUCUCCAAGGUGUAAUCAAAAAAUGUUCACUGCCAAACUAACAAAAUAAUUAAUUAAUAUUUUCAUACAUAUUUUGAUGGUAUGACCCCUUUAUUUCUUUUUUUUAUAUCCUAUUAUUACCUCAAAUUUGAAGAAGCUACAUGCUAAUGUGGAAUUUGAAGGAAAUGAGCAACAACACAAUGUCACGUUUACUCCUCCUCUGGUUCUGUUUUUACUAAUAAUCAUUUUUAAAAAGCAAACUUUCUUUUAAAUAUGUUAUUUUUUCUUUAUCAGGAAAAUCUAUUUUUCGAGGUUAUCAGCAUGUCAUCUCCUGAGGAGGCUUCCCAGAUGCCUUCAUCCUCAUCCCCUCCUACUAUGCACUUCAUCGGUAAGAAGGAAGACAUCAUGAAGGCUGGUCGUGUGACUAAACAGAUGAACGGAUGCAGAGAUGUGCUGGUCUUGUACCACCAGGGACAGCUUUAUGCCAUGGACAUGCGCUGCUACCAUUCUGGAGGUGCAUUAGAACUUGGAGACAUUGAGGAGUUUAAUGGACGGCUCUGCAUUGUGUGUCCAUGGCACAAGUACAAGAUCACCCUAGCAGAAGGGGAAGGACUUUAUCAAGCUGUGGAUGAUCCUACAGCAAAACCACUGAGGACUCAUUGGCGCUCCAAGGGUGUCAAACAAAGGAUUCAUAAAGUCACUGAAGUCAAUGGGGAUGUAUAUGUAACACUGAAUGAUUCAAAGGAUGCCAUUGAGUCGGAUACCUACCAGACUGAGAGAUUUAGGUCUGUUUCACUUAAAGUACAGACAAAGACCAAAUGCAAGAAAUAGGGAGAUCAUAAAUGAUUCUUUGGUUAGACAACCAAAAACUACCUGAAACAUUUAAGGGAAUAUUCAGGAAUCUUUUUUUUUUUCACCGGAAAGGUCUGAGGGAACAACACAUUUUUUUCAGAGUAACUGUAAAAAACAUAUACUCACAAAAAAAGUAAUUCCAUUUGGGACGCAACAAGAAAACGUGAUUUAAAAAAAAAACUAUUUUAUUGUUGGAUGUUGGAUAAGAGUAAAUGUUAGCCAAGAGUCACGGGAUGAGUGUUUUUUUCACGUGGAUGUCAGUCUGCGUACUUUGUCCACCUAGAGAAGUAUGAUAUUUUGAAAAAAAUAAAUAAAAAAAACUGGAAAGUAUCAGAGCAUAGAGGUACAAAAGGCUUUUAUUUGCCUUCAAGAAACAUCUAAAGUCUCAUUGUUUCCAAAGAUUCUGCAGGUUUUUAAGUAAUGAAUUUUCAUUUUUAGCUGUAAGACAUGCAAACAAUAAACUACAAUGUACUACAUAUGACUAACUUUAACCCUUUUUUUUACCACAAGGACAUUAAAUAGUACUUGUCAUUUUAAUUGAGUGAAAAACCUUUGCGCUUACUUGGUUACAAUCUCCCAACCUAUGAGGUUAACUGUUUCCUUAAAGCAAUAAUGUGCCAAAAAAAAAUCAUCCAUCCAUCCACCCAUCCACCGAGAUACAGCUGGUAUAUUUAUUGUUUGUGUUUUUUUUUAUUUCAUUCUUUUUUAAUAAAUCUUUAUUUUUGGACAAUAUAAUAAUGUGUACUGAUUAAAUAAAUUUGGUUAACUUGAAUGUAUUGAUUUAUACAUGUU
This is a messenger RNA of Cololabis saira (Pacific saury), 2221 nucleotides long. RefSeq names its product Rieske domain-containing protein. The coding region runs from base 851 to 1408 and encodes 185 amino acids. NCBI's taxonomy places the organism in Eukaryota, Metazoa, Chordata, Actinopteri, Beloniformes, Belonidae. The record is from RefSeq and is a predicted model, not a curated record. Gene Ontology annotation, molecular function: 2 iron, 2 sulfur cluster binding. The transcript has 3 exons.